ACGAUCGUCUACAUGGCUCCGCCCAACUCGGGUGCGCAAACCCUCACCGCUGCGGACGUGCUUCUCCUGCGUCAAGAGGCGGAGGCAAUCGACGAAACAAUCACCGCGCUCAAAGCGCAGCUCGUCCAGCUCGAAGACCGACAAAAAGCCAUCCAGGACAAGCUUUCCACCCUCACCUUCCCCGUCCAGACACUCCCCGCUGAGAUUUUUUGCCAUAUUUUCCGUGCCACGCUGUCCUCGACAGACCCUCGGAAGGUCAACGCCAUGCUGCUCAGUAUCACUGCGGUCUGCCAGCGAUGGCGCCGGAUUGCCAUCGCCGACCCCAAUUUAUGGACCACGACUUGUUAUUUCCUGCAGGGUCGUGACCACUUCGACCCUGUCUUUUCUCACUUCUUGGAACGCACCCAAGGACUCCCAAUCACGGUUCACGUAGACGCACGUGAAGAAAGCUGGCUUCCACCGCCGCUAUUUACCUCCUGCCGCCAGUGGAAGGAGGCCAGUCUAUCACUCGCCGGGGCCAAUGCCAUCAAGAUAGGCCUCGGACUUGACUCUGCUUCCAUCGACAACAUAUUGGAUCUUCCGCACCUCACAAAACUCACCCUCGACCUCGGCUUCUACAUGGAAUAUCAAGAGGACCAGACAUUCUCUAACGCACCGCUGCUUCGAGACUUGGCCAUCGGCGAUGCAGUCUUGAUUUCCGGCCUAGGAUUCCCGGUGCAUCAACUGCAAAAACUGACUCUCCUGCAUACUCUGUCAUUGUCUGAUCUCGUUGCCCUGCUACCCCAGCUAGUGGUACUCGAGGAUCUCACUCUCUGCGAUGAGUGCGACGAGGGCGAUGUCCAGAGCACUCAGCCCCCAGUCGAAAUGCCUUGUUUGACGACACUGCGUCUCUCUGGCUACCACAGCCACACCAUAAUGGCCUAUGUGCUGCUCCCGCGCCUGAGAAACCUGGAGCUCUCCGAUUUGGACGGCGUCACCGCCGAGUCUGACGUCCUGGAGUGUCUCUCGCGCUCCUCUGCCAACGUGUCUUCUCUAUCAAUUGCAGACACCGAAUAUUCCACGUUCAGCACCCUGCUGAAUAGUCCGGCUAUCGGCGGUGCCCUCAGGGACCUCACGAUCGGCUCGUUGCAAAUGGGGCCCAGCGAUAACGCGGCGCUCGUUGCGCUUUUCUCCCGCGCGGAUUUUCUCCCGAACAUCGAGUCGCUCAUGUUCGUUCCGCCCCCUGUCGCGUCGUUCUCGUCGUUUCUCCACACGUUCCUGGACGGCCUGGCCCAGCGGGUGGCGGAUGCAUCCCUGCGCGGCCUCGCGCAUGAAAUCAAGCUCCAACGCCUUCUCGUCCAGCCGUCUGCCCCGGCUACUAGCCUCCGCGCGGAGGAUCUCCGCGCGGUGCGUGAUCUGCAGCAACGCUUGAACAUCCAUGGCCAUGUUCCAGACAAGUACUAG
Messenger RNA from Mycena indigotica, 1443 nucleotides. RefSeq names its product F-box domain-containing protein. The transcript has a single exon. The record is from RefSeq and is a predicted model, not a curated record. The coding region runs from base 13 to 1443 and encodes 476 amino acids. Gene Ontology annotation, molecular function: protein binding. NCBI's taxonomy places the organism in Eukaryota, Fungi, Basidiomycota, Agaricomycetes, Agaricales, Mycenaceae.